AUGGAUCUGGAGGGAGGCCACAUCACAUACAGUAUUGACACGCAGGUCAUUGAAGUCGUCAUUGGAGAAAUGCUGUGGGAUCCCCGAGGACGUAAAAACUCUCACAAAAAAUGCGAUGCACAAUUUUACUCUGAAGAUCCGUUAGGUGACUACGCGGUCACCAUUAAGACGCCUACGGAAUAUAGGCUGGCGAUAAAGCACGUCGGUAUCGGUAUCAACAUGAAGCAGACCCCAUUGGCAAUUCAAGCUGCCAAGGAGGUGACCAACGUGUCCAAGCUCACCGGUAUGAUCCAAGCCAAGGCCAUCGCGUUUGUCCGCGUGCAAUGUGCCGCCAACUCUAAGACCAUUGCCAAUGUUCUCAGGCUGAUCUGGGCGUUUUCAAUCGGCCUAAAGCAUUUAUGUGGUGGAGUGGAUUCUCAAACGACGUGA
Peronospora farinosa is the source of this 429-nucleotide messenger RNA. Lineage: Eukaryota; Oomycota; Peronosporomycetes; Peronosporales; Peronosporaceae. The record is from the annotation of a GenBank genome assembly.